Messenger RNA from Cicer arietinum (chickpea), 1547 nucleotides. RefSeq names its product WAT1-related protein At4g08290-like. Gene Ontology annotation, cellular component: membrane. Lineage: Eukaryota; Viridiplantae; Streptophyta; Magnoliopsida; Fabales; Fabaceae. Gene Ontology annotation, molecular function: transmembrane transporter activity. The record is from RefSeq and is a predicted model, not a curated record.
GUAGCUUAUAAAUAUUAAGAAGGCCUCGUACAUUGUAGAAAAUCACCCAGCUGGGACUAAAAGAGAAAGAUUCAGAAAAUGGGUGCGUGGUUAAGAAAUGCAAAACCAUAUCUACUAUUGUUAGCUGUACAAUUUGGGUCUGCUGUCAUGUUCAUUUUCGCCAUGGAUGCUAUCAACAAAGGCAUGAGUCAUUACGUCUUCAUUGUCUACCGUAAUGCCAUUGCUGCUGUAACAUUAGCUCCCUUUGCAUUUUUUCUAGAAAGGAAAGUCAGACCCAAGAUGACUCCCCGUGUAUUUUCAGAGAUUAUGGCACUGGCUUUCUUUGAAAUAAUACUUGAUCAAUGCUUUGCCCUGUUGGGGAUGAAAUUAACGUCCGCAUCCUUCUUGUCUGCUGUGAUGAACUCCGCCCCCUCCAUUACUUUUGUGUUGGCAGUCAUUCUAAAACUUGAGCACAUGAAGAUUAAGGAGGUAGCAUGUCAAGCGAAACUGAUCGGCACAGCAAUAACAUUCGGAGGAACAUUGCUAAUGGCUCUGUAUAAAGGUCCUGUAGUUAGUGUUGUGAGGUCAUCCAUUAAUCAUGCUACCCAGCCUCAGAAUGUGGACGACCCUACCGGUAACCGCUGGAUCAUAGGGACAUGUUUCCUCCUCAUUGGUUGCGCUGGCUUCUCUUCAUUUUACAUAUUGCAGGCCAUAACGUUGAGAAAGUACCCAGCAGAAAUGUCCUUAGCAACCUGGGUUUGUUUUAUAGGCGCACUUCAAAGCUUUGUGGUAGCGUUUUUCGCGGAGCGCCAUCACUCUCAUGCUUGGUCUCUAGGUUGGGAUACACGACUCUUUGCCCCAGCUUAUGCGGGGAUAGUUACAUCAGGAGUCCAAUAUUACAUACAAGGCAAGGUCAUAAAAACAAUGGGUCCAGUUAUUGUAACUGCUUUUAAUCCCCUGCGUAUGAUCAUUGUCACGGCCUUGGCGUGCAUCAUUCUCUCUGAGCAACUCUUUCUUGGAAGUAUUAUUGGAGCAAUAGUGGUGGUUUCUGGGCUUUAUCUAGUUGUGUGGGGAAAAUCUAAAGAAUACAAAGCUCGCAAUGAGAUGCCACCGUCACCUACAAAGGAGAACUCAUUGCAACACCAACAGCAGCUACCCGUCACUGCUCCUAGAAAUGAAAUUAGCGAUAACAAAACUCAAUUGGUUUUUCACGCUGAAGAACAAUGCUACAAUUGUGGGCCAAAUUAAUUAUGGGCCCCCACUUUGUUUAAUUAGACAUUGAUUAAUUGGUGUUACCAUUCCUAUACCUAAGCCAAAUGUCAUUAAGACAUUGAUUCAUUUCGGGGCUUUCAAAAUAAGUAAAAAAACAAAUAUAUGAUCCAUUCUGAGAUUCUAAAAUUGUAAAAGUAAACAUGAUUCUUACACCAUCCAAAACAUCUCCUUUUACACUUCAUGUUUUAUCCUUCUCUUUAUUAGUUUUCCGUCACAAUAUCCAUCCUAUCUACUCAGCUUAAUUUGUCUUUUUCCAUUUCUCUAUGCCAUAAAAUAUAACGAUCAUAUGUAUGAAA